This is a messenger RNA of Rhincodon typus (whale shark), 1444 nucleotides long. Its product is annotated as protein delta homolog 1. The transcript is spliced from 5 exons. Gene Ontology annotation, biological process: establishment or maintenance of epithelial cell apical/basal polarity; heterophilic cell-cell adhesion. The record is from RefSeq and is a predicted model, not a curated record. The coding region runs from base 17 to 1141 and encodes 374 amino acids. Gene Ontology annotation, cellular component: plasma membrane; protein-containing complex. NCBI's taxonomy places the organism in Eukaryota, Metazoa, Chordata, Chondrichthyes, Orectolobiformes, Rhincodontidae. Gene Ontology annotation, molecular function: calcium ion binding.
AUCGCAACGAUAUACAAUGUGUCAUUUUUAUGUACUUGUAGGAACUGAGUGCAAACAUGGCUGUCAUUCAUUAAAUGGAUUCUGUGAGACCACUGGUGAAUGCAGGUGUAAGUCUGGCUGGCAGGGAGAGCUAUGUGAUCAGUGCAUUCCUUUUCCUGGCUGUUUACAUGGGCUCUGCACCAAACCUUGGGAAUGUGUAUGUGAGGAAGGUUGGUCAGGCAGCCUCUGUGACACAGCCUCCAACAGCUGUUCACCUGCUCACCCCUGCGCUAAUAAUUCUACAUGUAUAGAGAGCGAAGAUGGUGGCUACAUAUGUGUCUGCGGACAGGAGUUUAUAGGAACCCAUUGCCAACUUCGGAAAGGGUCCUGCCACAACAAACGGCCACUUUGUCAGAAUGGAGGAAGCUGUUUGGAUGAUAAUAGGUUCACAUCCAAGACUUAUUGCCUCUGUUUGCCUGGUUUUACUGGUGACUUUUGUGAAAUAAGCAUUUAUAACUGUCACCCAAACCCUUGUGCCAACAAUGGAAACUGCACAGAUCUGUUUUCUGGAUUCAGCUGUGUUUGCCCUAGUGGAUUCACUGGCAAAUCCUGUGACUAUUCAGUCACAUCUUGCCUUAGCCAUCCAUGUCAAAAUGGAGGAACUUGCCAUGACCAUCUUGGAGGAGGAUUUUAUUGUGCUUGCCUACCUGAAUAUGAGGGAGAAACUUGCCAAGAACAAACAUUUGAGAGUGUUAAUCAUGAUGCCAAGCACAAUGUUUCUAAGUAUGCAGGAACACAUUGGAUCAGACGUGGCAAACCCCUCCAAAGACCACUGCAUAAAUCAACGCAUCAACAAGGUAAUGGGAUGCUAACAAUCACAGUCAAAGAAACCAUCCAUAAAUCCAGCUCACUGCUCAAUAGUAGUCAAGUGAUCUGUUUUACUGUGCUUGGAUUAUUGACAUGUCUUGUGAUCCUGGGGACUACAGGGAUUAUCUUCUUCUCAAAGUGUGAAAUUUGGCUGGCAAAUGCUAAGUAUCGUCAUCUCCUCUGGAAACAGAGGAAGCAUCUCCUCCAAGAUAAAGACGAAGACCUUUCAGUCAAAGUUAUCUUUCCAAGUGUGAAUCAAUCAACAAACUAUGGAAGAAACUAUACAACUAUCUGAAUGUUUGUUUGUAAAUGAAUUUGUGUAAAUUAUAUUGAAUUAUGUAACAAUAUAUUUAUAAUUGUUAGUGCAUAUUCCAGCAUUUUGUAAUAACUGUAUCAUUUGAAUGUUUUUGAUAUUUGUUAUAUUUAGAAAGAUAUACAUGAAUUUAUGUGAAUUGUAACUUGAACAAGUGGGAACUUAUCACAAUAUAAUGGUAUAUUUAAAUUACCACAACACUGUAACAUGUAGAAUUGGAUAGCAAUGAAUUAAAUCCUCUUUUAAUUGUGCACAAUCUGCUAGAACCUGACACAAAUGAAUCCU